Molecule: messenger RNA, 5544 nt
Organism: Crotalus tigris (Tiger rattlesnake)
Lineage: Eukaryota; Metazoa; Chordata; Lepidosauria; Squamata; Viperidae
Gene: USP47
Product: ubiquitin specific peptidase 47
Exons: 30
Coding region: 258-4262 (1334 amino acids)
Biological process (GO): protein deubiquitination
Cellular component (GO): cytosol; nucleus
Molecular function (GO): cysteine-type deubiquitinase activity; cysteine-type endopeptidase activity
Source: RefSeq, a predicted model, not a curated record
GGCCAUUUUGCCAUUGAUUGGCGCAGACGGCGAGGGGGAGGGUGCCUUCGCUAAGUGGAAGGGUAGGGGCCAGGCAGGGGAAGGACGGCGGUUAGAAAGAGACAAGCGGAGGGAGGAACAUGAGGAUGAGUCUCCCGCGACACCCUUCGCCGCCUUCUCCCUCCUCCACCUCCUUCUCUUCCUCCGGAGGCUCCUCUUGCUGACGACGACUCGCCGCCCGAUUCCCCCGCCGGCCCUAGGCUGCUGCGCCACUGGCCAUGGUGCCCAGCGAAGACAACCAGCUGGUCCCUAAAGAGGAGAUGCUUUGGAGAUGCAGACAGAAUAUAUUUGAUGAAAUGAAGAAGAAAUUUUCCCAGAUUGAAAGCGCUGCUGAUGAACUUAGAGUGCUUUGUAUAGUACAAGAUACUACUAAUGCUAAGACAGUGAAUGAGCGCAUCACAUUGAAUUUGCCAGCUUCCACACCAGUAAAAAAACUAUUUGAAGAUAUAGCCUCCAAAGUGGGCUAUGUUAAUGGAACCUUUGAUUUAAUUUGGGAAAAUGGAGUCAGUGUUGCUAAUACGACACCAUUGGAUCCUUCGAGUGAUAAAUCUGUUGUUGAUGCUGGUUUUGAGCCUGGGAAAAAGAAUUUUCUGCAUUUGACAGAUAAAGAUGGAGAACAACCUCAAGUAGUAGUGGAGGAGCCUGGUGGAUCAGAUGACCACAAUCCUGAUAGAUUUAUAGGUCCUCUACCAAGAGAAGGUUCAGUUGGCUGUUCCAAUGAUUACGUCAGUCAGAAUUACUCCUAUUCGUCAAUUCUGAACAAAUCAGAAACAGGAUAUGUGGGUCUAGUAAAUCAGGCAAUGACCUGUUAUUUGAACAGUCUUCUACAAACUCUUUACAUGACUCCUGAAUUUAGAAAUGCAUUAUAUAGAUGGGAAUUUGAAGACUCUGAGGAAGAUCCAGUAACAAGCAUCCCUUAUCAGCUUCAAAGAUUGUUUGUUUUAUUGCAGACCAGCAAAAAGAGAGCAAUUGAAACUACAGAUGUUACACGAAGCUUUGGAUGGGAUAGUAGUGAGGCAUGGCAGCAGCACGAUGUGCAGGAACUCUGUAGAGUCAUGUUUGAUGCUUUGGAACAAAAAUGGAAACAAACGGAGCAGGCUGAUCUCAUAAAUCAGCUCUACCAAGGCAAGCUGAAGGACUAUGUAAGAUGCCUGGAAUGUGGCUAUGAGAGCUGGAGAAUUGAUACUUACCUGGAUAUUCCAUUGGUUAUUCGACCUUACGGCGCCAAUCAGGCCUUUGCUAGUGUGGAGGAAGCUCUACAUGCUUUCAUUCAGCCUGAGAUUCUUGAUGGUGCCAAUCAGUAUUUCUGUGAACGAUGCAAGAAGAAAUGUGAUGCAAGAAAGGGAUUGCGAUUUUUGCAUUUUCCUUAUUUGCUGACCUUGCAGUUAAAAAGAUUCGAUUUUGAUUAUACCACUAUGCAUAGAAUAAAACUUAACGACCGUAUGACAUUUCCGGAAGAGCUAGAUAUGGGCUCAUUCAUUGAUAUUGAAGAUGAGAAGUCUCCUCAAACAGAGAGCUGCACUGAUAGUGGAGCAGAGAAUGAAGGCAGUUGUCACAGUGAUCAGAUGAGCAAUGACUUUUCUAAUGACGAUGGCAUUGAUGAAGGAAUAUGUCUUGAAAACAAUAGUGCUGCUGAAAGAAUUUCAAAAGUUGUUAGUGAAAAGAAUUCAUUACUAUAUGAAUUAUUUUCUGUUAUGGUUCAUUCGGGAAGUGCAGCUGGCGGUCACUAUUAUGCAUGCAUAAAAUCCUUUAGUGAUGAUCAGUGGUACAGUUUCAAUGAUCAACAUGUUAGCAAGAUAACUCAUGAAGACAUUAAGAAAACUUAUGGUGGAACAUCUGGAAGCCGUGGCUACUACUCCAGUGCUUUUGCAAGCUCGACAAAUGCAUAUAUGCUUAUAUAUAGAUUAAAGGACACAACUAGAAAUGCAAAGUUCCUAGAGGUCAAUGAAUAUCCAGAGCAUAUUAAACGAUUAGUAGAAAAAGAAAAGGAACUGGAAGAACAAGAAAAGAGGCAGCGUGAAAUAGAACGCAAUACUUGCAAGAUAAAAUUAUUCUGUAUGCAUCCUGUAAAACAAAUAAUGAUGGAAAAUAAACUGGAAGUUCAUAAAGAUAAGACUCUGAAGGAAGCUGUGGAGAUGGCUUAUAAGAUAAUGGAUUUAGAAGACGCAGUUCCUUUGAACUGCUGUCGUCUUGUUAAAUAUGAUGAGUUCCAUGAUUAUCUGGAACGAUCCUAUGAAGGAGAAGAUGACACUGCAAUGGGAAUCUUGCUUGGUGGUGUUAAAUCAACAUACAUGUUUGAUCUUCUUCUGGAAACCAGGCAACCUGAUCAGUCUUUCCAAUGUUACAAACCUGGUGAAGUCAUGGUAAAGGUUCAUGUUGUCGACCUAAAACAGGACACAGUGGCUCCUCCAAUUAGUGUCCGUGCUUAUUUGAACCAGACAGUUACAGAAUUCAAGUAUCUCAUUUCAAAGGCUGUACAUUUACCUGCUGAAACAAUGCGUGUUGUUUUGGAACGUUGCUAUAAUGAUUUGCGUCUUCUCGCUGUGGCCAACAAAACACUUAAAGCUGAAGGCUUUUUUAGGAGCAAUAAAGUAUUCAUUGAAAGUUCAGAUUCUCAAGAUAGACAGCUGCCGUUUACAGAUUCUCAGUUAUGGAAACUCCUAGACCGCCACGCAAAUACAAUCAGGCUGUAUGUUUCAUUACCAGAACAGUCUCCUGGAUCAGUGUUCAGAAGGACAAUAUUUCAAAAGCAGCAGCAGCAGGAAGGAGAUAAUGGUGACAGCAGCAGGAGCACAGAGGCCAGUGACUUUGAAAAUAUCGAAUCGCCUUCCAAUGAGGCAGAUUCAUCAGCAUCAACAGAAAACCAGGAACUCGAAAACCAAAUUCAGGUUUCUGAUACAGAAAAUUUCCAGUCAGAAGAGCGGUCAGAUUCAGAUUUGAACAAUGACAGGAGCACAAGCUCUGUGGACAGUGAUAUUCUUAGUUCCAGCCACAGCAGUGACACAUUAUGCAAUGUCGAUAAUGCCGCUAUAACCUUGGCGAAUGGACUUGAUUCACACAGCAUAACAAGCAGUAGGCGAUCAAAAGCCAAUGAAGGGAAAAAGGAAACAUGGGAUACGGCUGAAGAGGAUUCUGGAACCGACAGUGAAUAUGAUGAAAGUGGGAAAAGCAGGGCAGAAGCACAGUUUAUGUACUUCAAGGCAGAGCCCUGCGUCGCAGAGGAAGGCUCAGGAGAGGGGCAGAAAUGGUUGUUGAUUCAUGUUGAUAAAAGAAUUACACUUUCUGCUUUCAAACAACUCUUGGAGCCGUUUGUUGGAGUUCCAUCUUCUCAGUUUAAGGUCUUUCGAAUUUAUGCCAGCAAUCAAGAAUUUGAGAGUGUCCGAUUGAAUGAAACUCUUUCAUCCUUCUCAGAUGAUAACAAGAUAACUAUUAGGUUUGGAAGAGCACUGAAGAAAGGGGAAUACAGAGUCAAGGUUUUCCAACUUUUGGUGAACGAUCCAGAGCCCUGCAAGUUUCUUAUAGAUUCAGUUUUUGCUAAGGGAAUGACUGUGCGGCAAUCAAAAGAGGAGUUACUUCCUCAGCUCAGGGAGCAAUGUGGGCUGAAUUUGACUGUUGACAGAUUCCGCCUAAGAAAAAAGACCUGGAAAAACCCAGGAACUGUGUUUCUGGAUUAUCAUGUCUAUGAAGAAGAUAUUAAUAUUUCAAGUAACUGGGAGGUUUUCCUAGAAAUACUUGAAGGAGCAGAAAAAAUGAAAUCGAUGUCACAACUUGCUGUUCUGUCAAGAAGAUGGAGGCCAUCAGAGAUGAAGCUAGAUCAUUUUCAAGAAGUAGUUUUAGAGAGCAGUAGUGUUGAUGAAUUAAAAGAAAAGCUUAACGCAAUAAGUGGAAUCCCCUCAGAAAAUAUUGAAUUUGCAAAGGGCAGAGGGACAUUUCCCUGUGAGAUCUCUAUUCUAGAGAUACAUCAAGAUUUGGACUGGAAUCCGAAGGUCUCCACACUGAAUGUAUGGCCUCUCUACAUCUGUGAUGAUGGAGCAGUGAUAUUUUAUAGGGAUAAAACCGAAGAAAUGGUGGAACUAACUGAAGAACAGAGAAAUGAACUCAUGAAAAAAGAAAGCAGUAGACUUCAGAAAACUGGACAUCGUGUGACCUACUCCCCUCGUAAAGAAAAAGCACUAAAAAUAUAUCUUGAUGGAGCGCCAAAUAAAGAUUUGACUCAAGACUGAUAUUUAUUUCAGCAUUUUCUCUGGGAAAUUUUUCUUAAGUGUGAAAAAGGUACACAACUACUGUGUAGUGCCAUUAAGGUAAGACAUUAGGUAUAAAAAAAAGGCAUCAGCACUGAUUGGUAAAGGACAGGCCAGUCCAGUUCAGUGCCCAGUCAAGUCCCUGUUUGACUUGGAAUCAUGUUGUGCACUGUAGUCAAAUGUACUGUAAAAAGAAAAGGGAUGUGCAAAUAAAAACACAGAAAAGCAAGGUGGGGUGGGCAAUUGGCAAAAAUUGGAGAUAAUUGUGCACAUAGCAGUAGCUAGUCAACUAGCCACAGAUAGGAUAUUCAUAGCUUAAUAAAAGCUGUGCAAAGGCCAUGAAUGAUUUUUGGUUUUUUUUUCACUGAUACACACAUUACCUCAUAGAUUUCUGAAGUAAAUGUGACAGUGGUUUUUAUAAAAGCAAAGUUGUGGAAAUGGACUAAAAAUGUGAUAAAAUUGGCAAAACUCAUCCCUUAAAGCUUACAGGUUUAACUUAGUCUCAUUGGAUUAAUCUUCCAUGAAGCAAGACACGUGGAGAAAAAGUAUUUUUAGUAAAAGUUACCAUUGCCAGCAGGUGGUGUUUAUUUUGCAGAAGUGUUGUAACUGAUUUUUUUUUUGUUAGAUUAUGAAUAAUGGCAAUGUCACUAUUCUGUUCAAUGUGUAAAUACUAUGUUGCUCUCUUGAGUUAGCCGAAAUACAUUUCAACUGCUUACUAUGGUAUUUCUUUUCACAUAUCAAUAUUCACUGUGUACAUUUAAGAAUAUAGCUGGCUAUUUAAAUUUGUAUCCCUUUUGUUUUGGGGGGGCAACGUUGGGUACUUAGAUUUGUAAUGUUUCCUUGUUAAUGAGUUCCAGGGCUUUUUGUUUGGUUAGCUACUUAUUUUUGUACAUUUUUGGACUGGGAUUCUUUAGAGUUUGCUUUUUCUAGCAUCAUUACAAAUCACACUUUUGGAGUCGAUUCAUAGUUUUUAUAUGUAGCUUUUUUUAAAUGAAUGGCCUUCAUUUAACACCUCCCAGUAUAGUUUGCAGUAGUUCAACAUGUGGUACAGAUUGAUGCAGUACAUAUGAUUUCAUUGCAAAGCAUAUAUGAGUUUUAAUUUGCUACGUAAGAACAAUUACAAACAAUACCAUAGAGGGGUUUCUUUUUCUUUUUGAAAAUGCUAUCUAAUUUAUAUCAGUCAAAGGUUUUGGUAAAUGUUCCAUGCCAGAUGCUGUUUACAACCAUGAACAUGCAAAUAAAACAUUUGUUCAUUCGAUUGUUA